AUGGCUGGAUUGUGGCAACACCUCUGCUCUCUGCAGCUGAUUCCAGCACUGGCUCUUUUCCAGUUCUUGUGCCUUCUUCAGCCAACAUCAAGUGUUGGUGGUAGAAAUACUGGAGCCGAGCUGGGGUUCAAGUUGGUGAAAGGGAACUUCUCUCGAAUGUUUCUCCGUGUCGGCUAUCACAAAAUAGCAGAGAUUCCCUCAGGAGCAUUCAACAUCAGCAUACGAGAAACAAAAAAGAGCCGGAACUACUUGGCUCUGCAGACCUCAAGUGGGAAGCAUAUCAUCAAUGGCCACUGGGUGAUUGAUAGGCCUGGAAUCUACAAUGCAGUGGGAACGCAGCUCACGUACCAAAGACCCAAUGAAGUCAGCUCGCGCGCUGGAGAGUCCAUCACGGUGCCUGGGCCGCUGACUGACGACCUGCAUGUUUAUUUAAUUUACCAGCAACCAUCUCCCAGUGUGCACUUCGAGUAUGUUUUACCACUAACAAACACCAAGACAACUCCAGAGCCUUCUAGCCUUUCCACCUUAACGCCAUAUGUAACAAGUGACGAGAUGCAGGUAGUGGUAGGCAUGGCUACUAAUGACAUUGUUAAAGAGAAGCCCAGCCCAAACAUGGUUCCCGGCAAGGCAAAUGUAAACCCUCAGCCUGUCUACACCUGGACUAAGAGAGGCUACACAGAGUGCAGCUCGACAUGUGGUAAAGGUAGGCGUCAAUUGCUGUGGGAGUGUAUUGACAAGGCUCUCCAUGUAAGUGUUCCUGCAGACCUUUGUGAUCCAACGCUUGAACCUUCAAACCAGCAAGAAGACUGUCACAUUCAGCAAUGUCCUGCGUAUUGGGAUGUAGGGGAAUGGUCAGAGUGCAGCAAGAAGUGUGGACCGGGCUCUCAGCAUCGCCAGGUCAUAUGCCGCCAAGUCACCCAUGUUCACUCAAAUGGGACAGAAACCUCUGUGACAGCAGCACCAGAACUUUGUGGAUCAGCUGACAAACCGGUGACCAAAUCUUCCUGUCAGCUCAAAAUUUGCAGUCAGUGGGAGAUACGAUCAGAGUGGAGCGAAUGUUCAGUGCCUUGUGGGGUGGGCCAGCGGAGCAGGCAAGUGGUGUGUGUGAGCAACCAGGAUGAGGUAGAACCAGACGAAGAAUGCAACAUGAACCUCAAGCCUGAUAGACUACAAAAUUGUGACAUGGGGGCAUGCGCUCGCAGUUGGUUCACAAGCCAGUGGAACCAGAAGUGUUCUGCAGAAUGCGGUCAAGGCAACCGAACCAGAACAACGGUGUGCCUGAUGAACCACGUGACCGACCUUCCGCUGGACAGCUGCAAUGGGGAACGUCCAAAAGAAGUGACAACAUGUAAUUCCGGUCCAUGCCAAAACCGUCUCGAGUGGUACGCUGGACCCUGGAGUCAGUGUUCUGCAGAGUGCGGGAAUGGGACUCAGACCCGGAACCUGGCUUGUGUUCUUCAAAACAAAGGUCACAUGGAGGUGGUGGUCCCAAUGAAAUGUUCUACUAGGCCUAAGCCGAUCACAGCUCAGCCCUGCGUGCUGAAGCCAUGUGGUGUCCAGUGGUAUGUUACGGAGUGGAGUAUGUGUUCCCGCUCUUGUAACGGUGGCUAUCGUGUCCGUGAGGUGCGGUGUCUCACCGACAACGUCGCUCCAAGUGAGCAGUGUGACCCAACUUUGAUUCCAGAAAGUCGAGAAGAAUGCAACACACAACCUUGUGGAGCUGACAUAAAGCCGGCCUGCAGUGACCAGUAUCACAAUUGCAUGCUAGUGGUUCAAGCCCGCCUCUGCGUUUAUGCUUACUACACAAGCGUCUGCUGUGCCUCGUGUCGUCGAUGGCUGUGA
This is a messenger RNA of Nerophis lumbriciformis (worm pipefish), 1842 nucleotides long. The record is from RefSeq and is a predicted model, not a curated record. Lineage: Eukaryota; Metazoa; Chordata; Actinopteri; Syngnathiformes; Syngnathidae.